AUGGCAGACACAGGCGCUAUUUUUACCGAAGAUCAGAAGGAUAGUCCUACAGAGUUAGCUUUCAAAUACGCUGUCUACAGAAUCAACAAGGACAGAAGUCUUCUUCCUAACACCAGUUUGGUGUACGACAUUCAAUAUGUGCCUAAAGAUGAUUCAUUUAGAACUUCCAAGAAGGCCUGUCAACAGUUAUCGAGAUCAGUACAAGGAAUCUUCGGUCCUUCAGAUCCCCUCUUAGGUGCUCACAUACAAAGUAUUUGCGAAGCACUAGACGUACCUCACUUGGAAGCCAGAGUAGACUUCGAACCCACCUUCAAGGAAUUUAGUAUAAAUCUCUAUCCUGCUCAAGAUCAUCUAAAUAAGGCCUUUCAGGACCUAAUGUCCUUUCUCAAUUGGACAAAAGUCGCCAUAAUCUACGAGGAGGAUUACGGGUUGUUCAAGCUUCAAGAUCUUGUUAAAACUCCGCCUUCAACAAAAACAGAAAUGUACAUACGCCAGGCUGGUCCUGGAACAUACAGGCAGGUCCUUCGUGAAAUUAGACACAAGGAAAUUUACAAAUUAAUCAUUGGCACAGAUCCAGCGCACAUGCAACAAUUUUUCAGAGCCAUAUUGCAACUGCAAAUGAAUGACUACAGAUACCACUAUAUGUUCACAACAUUUGAUAUAGAAACUUUUGAUUUAGAAGACUUCAAGUACAAUAGUGUGAACAUGACUGCCUUUCGAUUAGUUGAUCUUGAAGAACCGAAAGUCAUUGAAAUUCUACGCCAAAUGGAACGUUUUCAACCCAUUGGACACGCCAUUCUCAACAGAACUGGAGUUAUUCAGGCAGAACCAGCUCUUGUAUAUGAUAGUGUCCAAGUUUUCGCACAUGGACUGGCAGCACUGGAUCGCAGUCAUAUUCUAAGGCCUGCCAAUUUAUCUUGUGAAAAGGAAGAACCAUGGGAUGAUGGCUUGUCACUCUACAAUUAUAUCAACGCUAUACACCCCCUCAGAAUACUACUGACACAUAUAUUGAGCAUCUUAAAGGUAAACUCUAAUGUCCCCUUGAAAUAAAUUAAUAUCUUUAUU
Molecule: messenger RNA, 1065 nt
Organism: Belonocnema kinseyi
Lineage: Eukaryota; Metazoa; Arthropoda; Insecta; Hymenoptera; Cynipidae
Product: glutamate receptor ionotropic, kainate 1-like
Exons: 8
Coding region: 1-1050 (349 amino acids)
Source: RefSeq, a predicted model, not a curated record